AUGACCAUUCCGAACCCUAUAUUUCCGUCCGCGUCUCGAGCCGACGUGAGAAGUCGGUAUCAGCUGGGGCGGGAGCUGGGCAAGGGCGGCGGCGGCGUGGUUAGGGUUUGCGGUGAUGUGGUGACGGGCGAGGCUGUGGCGGCGUGUAAGAGCAUUCCAAAAUGCAAGCUGCAGCGCAAGGAGGCGCGCGAGGAGCUGCAGGGGGAGGUGGCGGCGAUGCGGCGCGUGGGGGGACACGCGCACGUGGUGGCGCUGCGCGCGCUGUUCGAGGACGCGGAGAGCGUACACCUAGUCAUGGACCUCUGCGCGCACGGCGAUCUCUACGACUACCUCAUCGCGCGCACCACGCUGCCCGAGCCGCUCGCCGCUGACGUCACCAGGCAGAUCCUACUAGCCCUACACCACUGCCACGCGUCAGGAGUGGUGCAUCGGGACAUCAAGCCGGAGAACAUUCUGCUGGCCGCCAGGGACGACGCAGCAGGCAAGCUGCACCUCAAGCUCGCCGACUUCGGCCUGGCCGUGAUGCUGCGAGCGGGGCAGCAAGCGGUGGGCAUGUACGGCAGUGCCGUCUACAUGUCUCCGGAGGUCGUGUGUCGCCGCCCCUAUGGGCCCGCUGUUGACCUCUGGGGGCUGGGCGUCAUCCUCUACACCGCUCUCUCAGGCUACAUGCCGUUUUGGGGCAGCACGGACGAGCAGCUCUUCUUCCGCAUUCUGCGCAACCAGCCCGACUUCACCAUCGCGCCCUGGCCCUCCGUGGCGCCCGCCGCCAUCGACCUCGUGCGCUGGCUGCUCUCCUCCGACCCCGCCCACCGCCCCUCUGCUGCCGCCGCGCUGCACCACCCCUGGCUCGCCCACCACUGCGGCCGCAUCGCCCUCCCCUCGCCCCGCCCUGCCCCGGCCCCGUGUGUUCCGGUGGGGGCGCCUGGGUGGGCGGGCGAGGGCGGUGUGGAUGGUGGCAGGGACGGGAAGGGAGAGGGUGGGCGCGUGAAAGCAGCCGCAGAGGUGGGCGGGGGUGCGGCUGUGGCAGGGGGCGCGGAGGGGGUUGGCAGUGGGAGGGGCAGUGCGGCAGGUGCAGCAGCAGCAGCAGCAGCAGCAGGCGGUGAGAGGGACACGGAGAUGGGCGGUGUGGAGCAGCCGAAGACCACGUGGGACAGCUCUGCAGGCAGUGGGGCAGCGGCAGCGCGAGGAGAGGAAGGGGGCAGGCAGGAUGGGACGCAGGAAGAGCAACGAGAAGAGGAUAGCAGGCGGGAGCAAGGGGCUGGGGCAGCGGCACAUGGCAGCAUGGAUGUGGAUUCACAACAGGGGGCGAGCACAGCGCAGCAGGGGCAGAGCAUGGCACAGCAGGGCGGGCGGCAGAAGCAGCCCAAGGCGCCGCCCAUCCAGCUGCCUCUCUUCACCUCCUUCACCGGCCCUGCCUCGCCCCUCUUCUCCUCGCCCACUGCCAACCGCUCUGCUGCUGGCGCUGGCAGCGGUGGUGGUGGCAGCGGUGUGUUCCUCUUCACUGCUCGCCCUUCAAGUGGCAACACCAGCCACGCAGGGUCGGGAGGGAGCAUGUGGGACAGGGAGGGCAGCAAGGCGAAGCACAAGGAGCAGCAGCGCCACUCGCAUGCACACAAGCAGCAGCAGGAGCAGCAGCGAGGUGCGGCAUCAGCAGCAGCAGCAGCAGCAGCAGCAGCAGCAGGCAGCAAGGACGGGCACAAGGAAGGCACUGCGAAAGCACCCGUGGAGGCUAUAGAGCAGAAGCCCCGCCGGUCGUCGCACUUCCGGUUCUUCUCCCCCAAGCGCAAGGCUCGCCGCUCCCACGUCGUUGUCUCCACCGCCCCGCUCCCUGCCCCUCCGCCGCCUCCCCUCUCAUCCCCGUCCCCAUCCCAGUCCCCUGUGGGCGCGUCUCACCCCAACACCCAGGCCACUCCCCCCGACCGCCCGUCCUCUGCCCCCAUGGCGUCCAUCACCGUCCCCCUCCCCCCUCUCGACCCAACCCAAGAGCUCCCAUCCGUACCUGAGAUCCAGGCUCGGCUAUCCGGGCCUGACGCCAGCACCACCAGCAGCGGCGGCCUGCUCCCCUCCACCAGCGCUCCCGGUGCACCCGCUGCAGCUGCCGCUGCGUCGGAGCCGUCGUUUGGCUUUGGGCGACUGGCGCGGCCGCUGCACGGCAUGGCGGCCCUCAUGCGCCCCGCGUCCCCCUCUGCCUCCUCUCCCGCGCUCGCCCCGUCGCCCUCAGAAUCACCGCAGCACAGCAUGGGGACGGGGACGGGGUGGGCAGCAGCGAGGGCGCACACACACGACGAUGGCUCCACAAGCACAGUGUCGCGCGCACCCCUCACCACCUCUGCCAGCGCUCCCAACGUGGCCACCAUGCCUGCUGGCAGUGCUGCUGCCGGGCCUGGCAGCUCUGCUGCAGCCGGGCCUGCAGUGCCGCAUGCACCUCGCCGCGCCAGAGGGCUCAGCUCCAUCGUGAAGGCAUUCGCCUCUCUCUCCACCGCUGCAGGUCCCCUGGGGAAUGUGGGGUCCGGGCAGCAACACAGUGGGGUGAGCAUGGGUGGCGUGGGCGGUGGUGGUGGUGGAAGAGAGAGUGUGAGGCGUGGAGAGGAUUUGCGCAAGGAGCAGCAAGAGAAUGGAGAGUCGCCGAGUGUGAGUCGCUCAGAAGCGGUUAGUGAAGGCGUGUCAUCAAGGGAUUCGUUCACAUGGCAACGACAGGGUAGCUGGAUCUUUCGACGAUAA
Messenger RNA from Closterium sp. Yama58-4, 2721 nucleotides. Lineage: Eukaryota; Viridiplantae; Streptophyta; Zygnematophyceae; Desmidiales; Closteriaceae. The record is from the annotation of a GenBank genome assembly.